This is a messenger RNA of Styela clava, 3120 nucleotides long. RefSeq lists its product as uncharacterized. The record is from RefSeq and is a predicted model, not a curated record. NCBI's taxonomy places the organism in Eukaryota, Metazoa, Chordata, Ascidiacea, Stolidobranchia, Styelidae.
AUUUUAAACGAUUUGCCUGCGAUGAACAUUUAGGCACAUAAUAUGGUAAGAAUAGGCAACGUAGUUCGUGGAAACAGCAAACUCAUCAUGAGACGAUCAAAGACAAGCGUUCAGCUGAAGACUAACGCGCAAAAAAAAGCUGGCAUGAGGUCACCCAACAUCUUGGGCACCACAUGCACCAAAGACGAUCUUGCAAGAAGAAGUUUGCACACAGCACACAACGAAAGUCCAAAUCGGAGGCGAUCAAUCGACUGCACAUAUCACAUAUGGAAAUUAUCAAACGCUUCAGAGGGAAUGAACAAUCUCAAAAUAAUUGACGUCCCGUUGACGGCGAGGGACAGCACUAGAAAAUCAACUAAUAUAUUUCCACCAAUUUCUAAUAAGUCAUUGAGAAAUCCAAGACUCCUAUCGGCAAAAUCCACAAGCUCGAAAAAUUCACCUCGAAAACAAGUUCCAAACGGCAUCGACUAUCCCAAUAAGCCUGAAAACAACAAUAUUAAAGUAAAUGAUUUUAUGGCGUCGGAACGAGACAACUAUAAUGAUUUUUGCCAUGGGUUGCCAAAUGAUACAAAACAACCUUUGUCUGACUCAAGACAUGAAAGUAACAAAGCCGUAUUCACUUUUGGCAACAAGAAAAACGACGCGGCAGCAAACCGCUCUUCUCACAUGAGAACCUCCAAAUUAAAGGCGUCUAGUUUACAUUCACGUUCAAGUGAAGGCAGUUGUAAUUCCACGGCGUUUAGGGCAAAAUUUGCUUCCAGAAGGAGACUUUCAUUACCCGUGAAUCCCACAAUUCCAAGCUCAUUACUUGUUCCUGGAAAAAGUCGGGAGUUCCACAAAGCUAUCAAAGAGCUCUCGAGACAGACUGACGACUCAAAUGGGAGAUUAAAGAGAUCUCAAACAGUUACUAGCAUAAUGUCGCAGUCUGAUAAGUUAAGCACACUGCUGUCGUCAAGCACGACAAGAGACGCAAUGAGUUCACAUCCAAUUUCGCCCGUCAUCCGACGUGACUCGCUGCAGCGAAUUGAAGAAAUUCCUACAGAACUCCAAGGAACGCCGGUGUUUUCCAUAAACGAAAUUCCCACAAGGGAGAGCGAUCUAGGGAGUGGUGCUAUGUCCUUGUCGCGUAACAAUUCUCUAUCUUUUAUUAAUGAAGAUACACCAUACUAUAACUCUGCGGAUAUUAAUACCUCAAGUGGAGAUGAAAGUAGAUUACGAGACCAAGCAGUGUCAAUCCGUGCUACCCCUACAAUGCCUACAUAUGUAUCGCCAUUAAUCAAUGGAAGCACGACUAUAGAUCCGUCUGUAAAUGACAUAGAUAACAUACCCGUAGUGGAAAAUGAUAAUGUUGAUACGAGCACAGACCACAACACGAACGAACACGAAGACACUAUAGAUGAAGUUGCACAAAACAAUCGCUCUAAAAUUGGAGAAUUCUUGAACACACGUAUACUCAUAGAUGACGAGGACGAUGAUAAAUCUGUAAUCGAUGCAUCGGUGCUGCAGGAAGAAGAUGAUGAUCUUUGUGAUGCAGAUUUCAGAGAAAAAAGAAUUAUUCAGUGGAUACUAACAGCAGAAACGGGUGACAAAGUGGAGCAGCAAGUAGAGUCAUCGAUCAGUCCUUCGCCAACAAACGGUAGCAGAGAAACUGCAAUUACAGUAAUUUAUAGCGGAUGACAUGAACAAACCAAAUACAUAGUUUGCAAUCGUUUCAGUCAUCAGCAUGCAAAGAAUUUUGCGGAAAGUAUUGAUGCGUAUUACGUCGUAAAAGAAAAUGAGACGACGCAAUAAAGGAACGCUUGACGCAAGAGUCAAGCAUAGAUGAUAGACUAUAUUUUGACUGAUAUCAAGAAUACACUGUGAAAUGCAUAAGCUUCGAAGUUCUAUAUUAGUGUCUUCCUAAAUGGGGCUAUCAUGAAAUCAAUAAUAAAGUACUACACGCCCCAAAAAUGAAAAUGUGUUGUUUUUAAUUAAUAUUUGGACCUUUAAAGUAUGCGCACCAAGAUGGCGCACAACCUGAAGUGCUAUGUGUGUACCGGUUAGGAUUCAGGUUGUACGGCAUCUUGGUGCGCAUAUUUCUGGAGCACCUAAUAUUUUUUCUGAAUUCAUAAUAGUGUUGAUGUCACGUAAUCAUACCCAAUAUGGAAGGAAAAGGAUAUUAUAUUAUCGAACAUCCCGGAGGAAUGAAAUAGUUUUUUUUAUGUUAGGAAGGGAACUCGCUGCAACGUCUCCUUUUGCAAAACAUUAUGUCAAUCAUAUCAUGAUCUUUAUAAAAAUAUCACAGACAAAUCGAAUCCAUCGUCCGGCAGUUUUAUAGGUCUGUGGUUACAAUAGUUCGGUUUGGAAACAACGUAUUCUUAGAAAGCCGACAAUGAACGCUGAAACAACACGUUUGCGCGGGAUCAAACUGGCAAACAAUAAAACAGAAGAUGACGUCUGUUCGUAUGAAUUGUUUAACUUGACCUAGGCGUUCGCGGAAGACUUAACCGCAUUGUUAUGUGAACUAAAGAAAUUGUUGAAUUGGCACAAUCUGCAAUCUUAAAUUUGAUGUUGACAAUUUGGCAUUAUUCGUUCAAACUUCCGCGGCAAUGCGUGCAAAAUGCGGUAAAUAUUAUACGCUCAUCGAUUUCAUUUUUCGUUUUGUAUUGCUAUUUGAAUGAUAUACUGUAGAGCGUAGAGUAUUUCAUCUCGAGAAAAGUAAUAACUUUUGCUUUUAAAACUUCAUAUGAUUAAAUAUUUAAUUAACUUAUAAUAUUCUAAAUGUUGUUGGUGGAAACAAAGCACUUCGUUAUAUUAUAAUAUUCUUUUGAUAUAAUGGAAACCUACGAUAUAAUGCUAAAAAAACAACAUAGUUUCAAGUUUUUCAUUAUUAUACUAUUUCAGAUACCUUGUUAGAUUUUGCUAUAUUUGUGUAGCAGAUACAAGUCUUGGUGGGACUGGUUAUUAUCUCCCCACGAAUUGAAAUUAUUUUAUUUUCGCAAGUUCAACCUUUUUAUUUAAUAAAUUACGAUUAAUUUUUUUUGUUAUUAGCCGACAUUAAAUAUUUCUAUUACAGAUAUGACAUACUGGUGGCGUAGUAAUACAAUAAUAUAUGCAUGCUUACGUUACGUAAAUAAAGGU